Messenger RNA from Culicoides brevitarsis, 680 nucleotides. RefSeq names its product U3 small nucleolar ribonucleoprotein protein IMP3. The transcript is spliced from 3 exons. Lineage: Eukaryota; Metazoa; Arthropoda; Insecta; Diptera; Ceratopogonidae. The record is from RefSeq and is a predicted model, not a curated record. Gene Ontology annotation, biological process: rRNA processing; ribosomal small subunit biogenesis. Gene Ontology annotation, cellular component: Mpp10 complex; small ribosomal subunit; small-subunit processome. Gene Ontology annotation, molecular function: structural constituent of ribosome; snoRNA binding; rRNA binding. Bases 66 to 611 code for a protein of 181 amino acids.
AUACGACUCACAAAUUUCAUUAAUCGUAAACAAAAACACGCUGUUCUUGGAUUUUCUCUCAUAAAAUGGUUCGAAAACUAAAAUUUCAUGAGCAAAAGUUGCUCAAAAAGGUCGAUUUCAUCAAUUGGAAAUGCGAUAACAACUUACACGAAGUAAAAGUGCUUAAAAAGUUCAAUAUUCAGAAACGUGAUGACUAUACAACUUACAACAAAAUCUCCCGUGAAAUCCGUGAUAUAGCAACAAAAAUCAGCCAAGUCGAUGCCAAAGAUUCUUUUCGCACGGAAGUUAGUGCCGAACUUUUGGAAAAACUUUACGUGUUAGGCUUGAUACCUACAAAAUGGGAUCUCGAAAAUGCUUCAAAGAUUUCGGCGAGUGCUUUUUGUCGCAGACGCUUGCCUGUUGUAAUGGUUCGUAACAAAAUGGCUCAAAAUUUGACGGAUGCCACAAAAUUAGUUGAACAAGGACAUGUGAGAGUUGGAGCUGAUGUCGUCAAAGAUCCAGCUUUUUUGAUUUCGCGAACACUUGAGGAUUUCGUAACGUGGGUUGAUAGCUCGAAAAUUCGGAAACACGUCUUGGAGUACAAUGACAUGCGAGAUGACUUUGAAAUGUAGAGUUUUUAGUGUUAUUUCUUUUAUUAUUAGGAUUACUUAAUACAUAAUAAAGGUUUUUUUUGUAAUAUA